GAACUCUGAAUGUGGACGUAAGUCUUCGGCGUGCAGCAGGAAAAGUGAAGCUGCGAUGUAUGUUAAUGUGAAAGCGGAUGAAAAAAAGGUAGUGGGAAAUAGCGUCAGCAGAAAGGUGGAAUCUAAAUAUUCUGGAAAGUCUGCCGUGUCUCAGAAUAUUACUAGGGUAAAGAACACUGACGAAAUAUCAUCAAUUAACACUAUAGAUUCAAAAAUGAAGUGUACGUGGAACAGUGGCGAAAGAGUGUGUCAGACAUCUGAAAAGUUGAAGGUUCAUGAGAGAAGCAGCUCUAUGGAAAAGACAUGCACAAUAAAGAACAGUCCGUGUAGUCCGUUGAAGAGCUUAGGUUGGUCUCGCGAUAUGUGUCGAGGUAGUGGGGAUCGUCGGCAAUCUGGAGAAUGCAAAGAGAAUAUCGAAUCUUGUGAUAGGCUUGGGGCGAAGAUGAGUUCUCAAAAAUUUGUGUUAAAUUCUCCAGGAAUUUUCCAUAAAAAUUUAGUGAAAAUUCAGGUAGAGAAUUGCCUUCAAGUUACAGAGAAGACUAAUCCUUCAUCAUCUGGAGGUACCUCUAGAAAGGACAGUAAUUGCGAAGAAUUUCAACCCAAGGCCAAUGCUCUAGUAUCCAUGGCGAACUACAAUUCAAUCGAAACGGCAGCCGAAGUCGAACGUGACAAGAGCAGUAAGAAAUAUUCUGGCAAAACAACGACCAUCGUCCAGACAACUUCCAAAGGUAAAAAAUCCACAGAAAAUACAACAUCCACUAAGUUUCUUGACUCUGCCAAAAAGUAUUUGUGGAGCAGUGCCAAGAGCUCCAAGAGUCAAUCAUCAUCAAACAAAGAUAUUGAUAGAUCCAGGCUCCAGGAACAUAGCACUGCUAUGGAGAAAGUAUUGAAAGUUAAGAAAUCAGGAUGUAGUCCGCUGAAGAAGUUGAGUCGAUCGUCUCUUAGCAUUGAACCUGAUAAAAUUACUAUUAAUCUGUCCAAGUAUUCCCCCUGUGCAAGCAGGCUAGCAGCAAGUUCCAAGAUCCUGUCGAGCAGCUCCACCACAAGUCCAGAAAGUCCUCUUCGAGUGGUGAAAUCAAGGAGUCCCUCUCGUGUAGAGAACCAAGUAUUAGAACUCGACGAUAGAUCCGUGGAGAUGACUCUCAGAGCGAGUCUGUCUCUGAAUAUUCAGCACUGCCCAAAGUCGACAGCAGCGCCACGUAGCAAGAGCGUCGGUGACAGCUGUAUUACUUCACCAACUAGUGAAGAAACGACAAUGAGUUAUUCGCCAACAGGCACUGAAAUCUUAUCCCUGGAGGAGGUUGUUGCUCAGCCGCGACGUCCACCAAAGCGUAGCGAUUCCGCACGUGGUCGAACUCCAAAAAGGAGCCGUAGUAUCCCGACCAGGAUGGAGAAACCGCCGCGAAGAUCUAGUGAUAAUUCUCAAGGCGAAUUGUCCCACGAAAAUCUCACGGAUUAUUUUUUAAAUGGUUUACGAAGCACUACCGAGGAUUUCUCCAGUGAUGUAGUGCCAGUGAGACUAUACAUACCACAUUUUUAAGAUUUAUUAGAAUAUUUUUACGAGUUAAGGGAAAUAACGUAUAUCUUGAAAGGGUUUAAAAAGUGAUGGGAAAGUGCGCGUCUAACCAGAAAAAGAAAGUCGAAGAAAAUGCGUGUAUGCGUGCGUCUUUAUAAAAAUUAAUGCAAAAGAACUAUCGCUAAGAUGGAAUAUUUAUGAUUCAGAAAGAAGUAACAAAAGAAAAAUGAAAAAAUAGAAAUUAGAAAAUUUUGCAAACAAAAAAAAAUAUACGUAGAACCGAUCGCCUUGUUGUUGCGCAUUUUUGCGAAAGUGCCAAAGAGUCGAACAAAAAAGUGUUUAAAUGGAAUGUCCAGUAACCGACAUUCUGUACAUGUCGAUAAAUAGCGCUCGGUUCUACCCUAAAGAAGCAUUCACAAACGUUUUUCCAUGUUUUUCGUAAAAUGCGAAUUAAGUAAUUGUUGUUUUCAAUGAGAGAAAAUUUUAUACCUUCUUUAUCUACAGGAAGAUAAUUCUGUUUUCAAUAUAAACGCUCUUCUAUUAUUCGGAAUCCAUUUUAUACUAGCUACGAGUUUUAAACGCUCGUUCGGCAAUGCUGUCUAUUAAAAGAGAUUAUUCUUUUCUGUAUUUUAGAGAUUAAAGUACAUUGUGAAAUUUUGUUCGAGAAAGCCCCCCGCCCCCCCGCCGAUGACUUUCAAGCAUCGAUAACGUUCCGUUUCGACAUGCGCUUAUAUUUCUUCAUCUGUUGUUUUUUUUUUAAUUAUAACAUAAAAAACAAAGAAUCUCUAAUUUACGUUUAACCGCGGCACUAGGAUGAGUUUUUACGUCCACGAUACGUUAUUGCAUCUGAAAUUCUAUUCUUUAAAACCAUUACCGCAAAAGAUUAUCAGUUUCUUUUUUAUUUUUCUUUGUGAUUUUUUUCCACUAUUUGGGUAAAAGGCCAAAAGUAAAACCAUAUGGCAAUGUAAGCAGUUAGGCAUUAAGAGGAAAGGUUUGGUAAUAGAAGUAAGAAGAUAUAAUGAUAAGAAAACCGCCAAUUACUGUGACGGUGAGAUUGUAAAGAUUCUUCCUAAUAGCGCAGGAUGUGUUAUCAAGUAUCUCCAUAGAGUAUAGGUCAUGUAAGGACUCGAUAUCGUAGAACGAUGUUUUCCAAUAUCGAAGCCGAUGAGAGUCUUCUUAGGAUAAAUUUGUAUUACAAUAGAAUUUCAGUGCUGUUUAUAUUUGUUCCGUAUCUACCAGAAAGAGAUCUAUGUAAGUCUAUUGUACAAUGAGAAGAGUGGAAACAGAAAACAGAGAAAUUUUCUAUGAGUACCAAGCAAUUAGAAGCAAUUUAUAUUGUAUCCUUAUAACAUUUAAGAUGUACUGGUCAAUUGGAAAAAGAAUUUUUUUAUUUGCUCAUUUUCUUCAUUGUACAAUGGAUUCCACUUUGUAAUCCUUAGAUGCCUAUUGAUUGGCAUCGGGUGAAACGAAUGUUUGUUAUUUCAGGGUUGAAUUCUGCGAUGACAGUUCAAUUCAAUGAAAAAUGUUCAUUCUGCAGCAGGUUUUGGAAGACUUGAGAAGAUUUUUAUCAUUGAAUGUCGACGUCCUUAUCAACAUAUAUCGCAAUGACUGAAGGUGAUUACAAAAACAAGUGAAUCUUUUAAGGUAGAUAAGAUUAAUAUACACGUCUGUCCCUCCCUAGUAGUUGGACUAUAGGUAUUAAGAAAUCUUGUUAAUUUGAUAAAAUCAGAGAUAAAGAAAAAUUGGAAAAUAAUUUUAACAUUGAACGAAGCAAAAGAUAACUCAGUGGUUGGAGUCACAUGGCGAAAUUCGACUCGUUGUGUCUUAUUGAUGGCAAAUUAAAAAAAAAAGGAAAAGGAGGGGUUAGGAGUACUUCUAAAUAAUAUAAGCAUAUACAUAACGAGAGAGGAGUAAGAGAUUGAAUAAGGAGAUAUAAAGUAUAAAUAAGAGGGAGGAGGAGGGAGGGGGGAUAAGAUAAAAAUUUAAAAAGGUGUGAAGGAUGAUAAGCUGGACAGAUGAAAAUAGCUAGGGACAAUAUUACUGCCAAAAAAAUAAACUCUUGAUUAUGAGAAAUAAAAACGAGGAUUAGUCAACUGAUAUGAAAUUGUGUUUGAACGUUGGUGGUUUUGAAAUUAGAGUGAAGGGACGGGGAAGGACGGUUAAUUAGAUAAUGGGGAAACAUACAAAAUGGGUAAUGACCUCGAACAUACGUUUCUUGUUAGUAUUUUUAUAUCGCAAGAGUGUACAUAAUUCAUGACCGCGCACUGAUGAAAACUUUCUUCAUGCAGUUCAGCAGGUAAUCUAAGUGAAAUCAAGCAGCAAACAAAUAAAUAAUAUAAAGAGUAAAUAGGCCGCAGGCUCUCAGCCAAUGGAAGAGACCGACCCGACAAUCGAGUUUUCAAUCCGAGAGAAAGCAAUAUCGUUACGAUUGGUCAUGUUUGGCACGAAAUCGUAAAAUCAGAAUGGGCAGAUGAAAUUUGUGAAAAUAUUGAAAAAUCUUUGUUUCGGUAAAUAUAUGAAAUCCAAUCGUUCCAUCGGCUGCUCGAUUUGCGCUGCGAUCUAAGACGACACGGCCGCAUAAGAGGAAAUAAAAAUAUCAUUUGGUAUUCAAUUUUUUGAACGAUCGAUUUUGUUGAUCUAAAGAAAUGGACUUGAAUUAGCAUGCGAAUUUUUUUAUUGUAUUGUUAUUUUUUGAUUCGAAUGCGACCAAUCUAUGUGCAAUAAUUAUUCAUCGUUCCAUUUAUCGAAUUUCUAAAUGACUUCAACCGAUUUCACAGUAAAAUCUGUACGGCCCAUGGUUUUCCAAAGGAGUAACAUGAAGUAGGACGUUUUAGUUUCAAUUUUGAAUGUCGUGUUGAAUCUAGUGGAUAAUAAAUUUAGGUUAGACGCGAGACGAUACUCGCACGUAUAUUCCUGUAGCGAUUUUCCGUAAAGUUAAUUUAAAAAAUGGGGAAAAAAUGAAAAAAGCGAAGUAAUAUUUAGAAAGUUGAUAUAUUUAGCGAGAGAACGAACGUGAAAAUUGUGCGUAUUGAGAUUCUGGGAAAAUGAGAGCUGCGUGACAGAAUGGACGUCUUAGAGAAUUUUCGAAACGGUGCGUAUGGGCUUAAUCGCUCGACGAUAGCGCCAUCUAGUGUUUUAUACUUCCAUCGCACUUCCGGCGCGUGAUCUUAACUUUAUUAAUCGUGUCGUGCGUUUAUUAUUACCUAUAAUUAUCAUGUAAAUUACAUGUCUAAGCACAUUACAAAAUGGCUAUUAUAUA
Messenger RNA from Cephus cinctus (wheat stem sawfly), 4775 nucleotides. RefSeq lists its product as uncharacterized. Bases 56 to 1540 code for a protein of 494 amino acids. NCBI's taxonomy places the organism in Eukaryota, Metazoa, Arthropoda, Insecta, Hymenoptera, Cephidae. The transcript has a single exon. The record is from RefSeq and is a predicted model, not a curated record.